GAACCAUCUAACACCAACCUUCAAGACCAGGACCAUGCAAGCAGUUCAGCACUGAAAAGGAAAGAUGACAUUCACCUUAUUUAUCCUGACGUUUACACUGGCUUUGGUUGCUCACAGAGAAGCAACACAAGAAAUGAGAGGAGAUGUCCACUUUGUAGAAAUCCGGUGGUCUUCAGAUAAUUCAGCACAUCCCGAGAAGUUGACACUCACCUGCAAGGCACCUGAAAGUCUGCAUGGAUUUGUUUAUUGGAAGAAAGACUUGAAAUGGGCAGGAAAUGGCAUGACUUUGAAAAUAACAGUCAGGGAGACUCCAGAUGCUGGCAAUUAUACCUGUUGGAGUAACACCACACACGAGCUUCUAAGUUACACUGUUGUUUAUAUUACAAAAAGGGGUGCAAAUGGAGAAAUAGAAGAAUCAGUUCUCAAGUGUAAUGAGACAGUUCCACAGCAAAGAACCUGUUUCUAUUGUGAAGCAAAUAAUUAUUCUGGGAACUUCACAUGCUUUUGGGAAGCACAGAGUCAGAAUUCAGAGCUGAAGUUUAAGAUGGAAGCUGAAAGUGGAAGUGAAGUGAAGCCUGCAUCAGGAACAGUAAUUUGUGAAAAUCCCGAGAAUAAUUCUGAGGGAACAAACCCAGAACUAUAUUCAGCUUCCUGCAGAAGAGAAAAUCCCUGUUCAUUCACUGAGGAGUAUCAACCAAUUAUGUUGUCUCUGAACAUUUUCAAUAAAUAUGUCUUUGAAAAACAUGCCAUCAGCUUCUUCAUCAAGGACAUCUUAAAGCCGGAUAUUUCUCAGUGCCAGGUUACCAAACAUGGCAUGUUGACUUGGUCACCUCCCCCAACGUGGAGCACCCCAGUGACUUAUUUUGGGCUGACUUACCAGAUCCAACUGGUUUCCAAUAACAAUGUAAAGAUUUGUGAAGUCGAUCAUUCAUCGCUAUUUCAACAUGAAGACAUUCUGAGAUGUACCUAUAAACUGUGUCGGUUUGGAGAGUGCUUCAUUCGAUCCCGGGAUCAUUAUUAUAGCAAUUCUGCUUGGAGUGAUUGGUCAAAAUGCAGAUCGAGUAGCACACACAGGAAUCACAAGAAUACUCAACCAGACAAUUCCAUCAAUGAGCACAAAGGGGAAGUAGAAAAAUGCAGGUGUUAGAACUGAAAGUAAACACUAGCUGAAUGUUUUGUUACACUUACUUUACAGAUUGUUGUAAUUGUUAUUAUAUAUUUAUAGAGGGCUUUUAAAAUGGAAUGGUGCUUUUAGAAUUCCUAUUUCUCUAAAAAAGGCAAAAAAAAUUGGACUGCAGUUCAUUCCUUCUAUUUUCUGAAUUGGUUAACUAAGAUAAAUUGGAGCCUUACAGGUAGUUCAUUUUUAAAAGCUGAAACAUGAUAGCUAAGAAUGUAAGAUCUGGGCUGAUCACCGUUCCUAUGUUCUUGAACAGUAUA
Python bivittatus (Burmese python) is the source of this 1437-nucleotide messenger RNA. NCBI's taxonomy places the organism in Eukaryota, Metazoa, Chordata, Lepidosauria, Squamata, Pythonidae. The record is from RefSeq and is a predicted model, not a curated record.